Daucus carota subsp. sativus is the source of this 2790-nucleotide messenger RNA. RefSeq names its product probable pectin methyltransferase QUA2. NCBI's taxonomy places the organism in Eukaryota, Viridiplantae, Streptophyta, Magnoliopsida, Apiales, Apiaceae. The record is from RefSeq and is a predicted model, not a curated record. Gene Ontology annotation, molecular function: methyltransferase activity. The transcript is spliced from 9 exons. The coding region runs from base 273 to 2369 and encodes 698 amino acids. Gene Ontology annotation, cellular component: cytoplasm.
GUUGUUCACGAGUAGGCUCCUCAUCCUGUGCUUCCAUUAGAUCCCCAUUAUUACUGUUUUUUAUAUUUAUUAUUAUUUUUUCUCUCUAUACCCAGACAGCUCAAAAUCUUGAUUUUCAAACGUGGUCUUGUUUGUUUGUUGCAAGAAAGUGAUAAAGAUUGAAACCUUAAGGAGCCCAUGAAUUUUUCAAGAAAAUGAUGAUGUUUUCUUGAUAAUUCUGUUGCAAAAUAGGCUUGAUUUCAGGGCUUUAGCCUCAUUCUAAGGUUGGAAAAAUGUCGAGGCCACUUCAUCGGGGUGUAUCUGGUGGAGGGAGAUUAUCUGGGAGCAUGGAUGACUUGUGGACUGAUUCUCAGAUGAAAGACAAGACAGAAAAAGAUGACAUUGACAAAAUUCGUUCUUAUCGAUCUUUUUUAUCUCUGAUACUUCCUUUUGGUUUUCUUUUUCAAGAUAAUUUACCUACCAAAAACAGUGUAGGUGAGAAUGGUCUUAUAUCUGAUCAGUUCAGUCCUGCAAGUACAAGAAAACGCCAUAAAUUGAUUAUGCUUUUUCUCAAGAUAAGUUUAGCCUUAAUUAUAGUACUUGCUAUUACUGGAUCAUUUUGGUGGACAAUUUCUAUUAGUACAUCGUCAAGAGGUCAGAUAUUUCAUGGAUAUAGACGACUACAGGAACAACUUGUGUCGGACUUGUUGGAAAUUGGAGAGCUCUCUAGUGGUAGUGCUAGAUUUCAAGAUUUGGAAUUCUGUUCUGACGAGUCAGAAAACUAUGUUCCCUGUUUCAAUAGUUCCAUGAAUCUUGAGUUGGGUUUUUCAAAAGGUGAAGAGAAUGAUCGGCAUUGUGGACCAUCAUCGCAACAAAACUGCUUGGUGCUUCCUCCAGCCAAUUACAAAAUUCCACUUAGGUGGCCUACCGGACAAGACGUCAUCUGGGUCUCAAAUGUUCAGAUUACUGCACAGGAGGUACUUUCAUCUGGAAGUUUGACAAAAAGGAUGAUGAUGUUAGAGGAAGAUCAGAUCUCCUUUCGAUCUGCAUCUCCGAUGUUCGAUGGUGUCGAAGACUACUCUCAUCAAAUUGCUGAAAUGAUCGGACUUAGAAAUGAAUCCAACUUUAUACAAGCUGGGGUUAGAACUAUCCUGGACAUAGGAUGUGGUUAUGGUAGUUUUGGAGCACAUCUCUUCUCAAAACAGUUAUUAACCAUGUGCCUUGCGGAGUUUGAGGCUUCAGGCAGUCAGGUUCAACUAACUCUAGAAAGAGGCCUUCCAGCAAUGCUUGGGUCUUUAAAUUCGAAGCAGUUUCCAUAUCCGUCACUCUCUUUUGACAUGAUACAUUGUGCUCGAUGUGGCGUUAACUGGGACCAGAAAGAUGGUAUCCUUCUGAUUGAAGUUGAUCGAGUCCUGCGUCCUGGUGGAUACUUCGUAUGGACUUCACCAGUCACUAAUACACAGGGAUUUCUUCGUAAUAAAGAGAAUGAAAAGCGCUGGAAUAUUGUCCGCACUUUUGCUUCGGGUCUUUGCUGGGAAAUGUUAUCACAACAAGAGGAAACUGCUGUAUGGAAAAAGACUAGCUCGAAGAAAUGUUAUGCUUCUAGGAAAUCUGGUUCCGGCCCUCCUCUAUGUAGCAAGCGCCAUGAUAUCGAAACUCCUUAUUACGGUCUACUUCAAACAUGCAUAGGGGGGACGCAAAGCCGUAGAUGGGUUUCCAUCAUAGAUAGAGCGCCUUGGCCUGCUAGGUCUAAUUUGAAUUCCAAAGAAAUUCAAAUUUAUGGUCUGGGUCUACAUCCAGAGGAUAUUGCUGAGGAUACCUUAAAUUGGAAUUCUGCAGUCAAGAACUUUUGGUCUCUACUUUCGCCCUUGAUAUUUUCAGAUCACCCCAAGAGACCUGGUGAUGAAGAUCCUUCUCCACCGUAUAACAUGGUCAGGAAUGUUUUAGACAUGAAUGCUCGUUUUGGUGGCUUUAAUUCUGCUCUGUUGGAAGCAGGAAAAUCUGUCUGGGUUAUGAAUGUAGUGCCAACAACCGGGCCCAACUCCCUUCCUCUAAUCCUUGACAGAGGAUUUGUUGGCGUACAGCAUGACUGGUGUGAAGCUUUUCCAACUUACCCGAGGACCUAUGAUAUGGUCCAUGCCGAAGGACUCUUAUCACUUGAAACUGGCCAGAAAAGAAGAUGCUCCAUGCAAGAUUUGUUCUCUGAGAUUGAUCGUUUACUUAGACCAGAGGGAUGGGUAAUUUUACGUGACACAACUUUACUAAUUGAAUCAGCAAGAUCACUCGCGCCACUCCUAAAAUGGGAAGCUCGGGUUGUUGAGAUUGAGAGUAGCAGUGAUGAGAGACUCCUUGUUUGUCAGAAACCUUUCUUCAAGAGAGUAGCAAAUUAAAGUGUACAUCUGAACAAAGCCCGAAAAUGUUAGAUGAAACUCGUAUAAGUUUGUAUGGAUAAAAAAGUCAGUACAGUUCCACCCGUAUUGGGUGCGGAAUAGAAAGUUUUGAAAUAAAAGCCAAAAGAGACCGAAGGUGGGUUCAUCUGCUAGAACCGACACGCCUAUGGAGCCGUAAGGUGUACAUAGGACCAUGUAAUUACACGAUCGAAGCACAGGGCAUCGCAACAAAGUAUAGGACUACACUUUUACAUUUUCCUGGUGAUCUAUCUUUAUAAAUUAUACAGCCACAUUAUGAUUAGACUCUGAAGGUUACAGAAUAAGCAAAUACAUUUUACUUGUAGGAUAUCUUGUCAACAGGUACUAAAACAUUCUUUCAUUCCUUAUCAUUUGUUUUGCCAAGGCAUUUUUAUUUUUAUUC